Rasamsonia emersonii CBS 393.64 is the source of this 1053-nucleotide messenger RNA. Its product is annotated as Alcohol dehydrogenase. Lineage: Eukaryota; Fungi; Ascomycota; Eurotiomycetes; Eurotiales; Trichocomaceae. Bases 1 to 1053 code for a protein of 350 amino acids. The record is from RefSeq and is a predicted model, not a curated record. The transcript has 3 exons. Gene Ontology annotation, molecular function: oxidoreductase activity, acting on NAD(P)H.
AUGCCAGGCAUCGCGACGCUUCCCACCACCCAGAAAGCCCUCGUGGCCGGCCCCAAGGGCGAGUUCAUCCUCUCGCACGAUGCGCCCGUCGCCGAGCUGGAGCCCGACGCCGUCAUCAUCAAGACGACGGCCGUCGCGCUCAACCCGGUCGACACCAAGAUGGUUGGCGACUUCGUGACGCCCGGCGCCAUCUUUGGCUUCGACUGCGCCGGCACCGUCGUCGCCGUGGGCAAGGACGUCCACCACCUGAAGCCCGGCGACCGCGUCUGUGGCAGUGCUGAUGGCAUGGACCGCAACAACCCUCGCGGCGGCGCCUUCGCCGAGUACGUCUCGCUGCUGAGCGACAUGACGCUCAAGAUCCCGGACUUCAUGCCCGACGAGAACGCGGCAGCGCUGGGCACCGCCCUGGCGUCCGGCUGCAUGGCCAUCUUCCACGCGCUGGGCAUCUCGCCGUCGCUGCUCGACGAGCCGGCCAAGGAGGGCUUCCACGUCCUGGUGUACGGAGGCAGUUCGUCGACGGGCACCAUGGCCAUCCAGCUGCUGAAACUAUGCGGCCUCCGACCGAUCACGACCUGCUCACCCGGCAAAUUCGACUUCGUCAAGUCGUACGGCGCCGAAGAAGCCUUCGACUACAACUCGCCGACCUGCGCCGAGGACAUACGCAAGUACACCAAGAACACGCUGGGCUACGCGGUCGACUGCAUCACGCAGGAGAUGUCGACGCGCAUCUGCUACGGCGCCAUCGGCCGGGCGGGCGGCCGCUACGCCGCGCUGGACCCUUUCUCCGAGAAGGCCGCCUCGCGCAAGGUCGUCAAGCCCGACUGGAUCCUGGCGACGGCCAUCACGGGCCGGGGAUGCUCGUGGCCGGCGCCGUACGGCCGCGAGGGCAAUCCUGCCCUGCGUGAGUUUGGCCGUCCCAUCUUCCGCACGCUGCAGCGGCUGCUCAACGAGGGGAAGAUCAAGUCGCACCCUCCGCGCGUGAGCGACGGCGGUUUUGAGGAUCUGAUUAACGGAGUGGGCAAGAUCCGCAGGGGUGAAACUGGGUUUGGUUGA